Drosophila persimilis is the source of this 951-nucleotide messenger RNA. Its product is annotated as trypsin zeta. NCBI's taxonomy places the organism in Eukaryota, Metazoa, Arthropoda, Insecta, Diptera, Drosophilidae. The transcript has a single exon. Gene Ontology annotation, molecular function: serine-type endopeptidase activity. The record is from RefSeq and is a predicted model, not a curated record. Bases 12 to 854 code for a protein of 280 amino acids. Gene Ontology annotation, biological process: proteolysis.
AACUGUCGAACAUGUCGCGCUCAUUGCUGUCCAGCCUUUGUGCCCUGCUCUGUCUAGUGGCAGUGGCCAGGUCUAUGCCCGUGCAGGAGGAUGAGGUGACCAGCCAGGGCCCACGCAUUGUGGGCGGCUACGUGACGGAUGUGUCCCAGACGCCCUACCAGAUCUCGCUGCGGUACAAGGGGAUUACGACGCCAACGAAUCCCUUCCGCCACAGGUGCGGAGGCUCCAUCAUCAGCAGUACGAUGGUCGUGACUGCGGCCCACUGCAUCAUUGGCACGGUGGCCAGUCAGUUCAAGGUGGUGGCCGGGACCAACCUGCUCAGCGGCACCGACGGCAUCAUCGUCUCCGUGUCGAAGAUCAUCAUGCACGAAGAGUACUUCUCUGGAGCUGCCUAUAACAACGAUAUUGCCCUGCUGAUUGUGGAUCCGCCGCUGCCGGUCAACAACUUCACCAUCAAGGCCAUCGAGUUGGCCUCGGAGCCCCCGCUGGCCGGUGCCGUCAGCAAGAUCAGCGGUUGGGGAACCACUUCCUCGGGCGGCGUUGCCUCCAACGUACUGCUCGCCGUCGAUGUCCCAAUCGUGAGCAACGAGGACUGCAACAAGGACUACGAAGACUUUGGCGAUGAUACCUACCAGAUCACACCAGCCAUGCUGUGCGCUGGCGUACGUGGAGUGGGUGGCAAGGAUGCCUGUCAGGGUGACUCCGGCGGCCCGCUGGUCGUCCGCGAUCAGCUCCACGGCGUUGUUUCCUGGGGCAACGCCUGUGCCCUGGCCAACUAUCCCGGUGUCUACGCCAGUGUCGCGAACCUGAGGCCCUGGCUUGAUUCCAAGAUAGCGGAAGAAGCAAAUCUCUGAAACAUAAAACAUCAUCUAAUCUGUAAGCACCGCUUAAUCUCAUGUCACAUGAGGUUAUAUCAAUAAAUGGGUAUUUUAUUGGCCAUGAAGUUUCCAA